Molecule: messenger RNA, 2841 nt
Organism: Pseudogymnoascus destructans
Lineage: Eukaryota; Fungi; Ascomycota; Leotiomycetes; Thelebolales; Thelebolaceae
Exons: 8
Coding region: 1-2841 (946 amino acids)
Biological process (GO): meiotic cell cycle; regulation of synaptonemal complex assembly
Molecular function (GO): protein binding
Source: RefSeq, a predicted model, not a curated record
AUGACCAAUCCAUCUCCUGGGAAGCGCCAGGCCAAAGAGAAGCGUGUCACUGCUCUUCUUUCCUUCUCUGCAACUACCCGAAGCAAACUUUCACCACUGCCGUCCGGACCUGCAUCGUUGAACCUCCAAACACAACUCUACGAACAAAUCAACGGGCUUCCCAGCAGCCUCACGUCUCUGGCCGUUUCGAAGCGCCAAGAUCUGGAUACAGAGGGCCUGACACUAUGGAACCUCGCCACACGGCUCAUGCGGGCCAAGGACUUUCCAAUCUCACCGGACCAACGGGCGACACUGCUUGCGGCGCGGGUGUUUGCCUUUCUGCUGUUGGAUGGUGGUCUAGGCAAGGGCAGCACUUCACCCGUCUGUGUUUCGCGCCUUAUGAAGGUUGCGCUCAAGGCCGCGAAGAGCUGCAUUGAGGCCAAGAGGCUUGAUUUUGCACUCAAGGUGCUGGAGAAGGCGGCUGUGUAUGAAGGCCAACUUUCCAUGCAUGAUGGCGCUGUAAAGGCAUCACCUGAGAAAGAAGAGACAUACUCUCAGCUACAAUCCGAAUACUAUGUGGUCAGAACAGCUUUGGCCUGGCGUCAGGACAAAGUUGAGGUCGCAGAGCACAUGUAUAAGAAAGCAGCUCUAUCCGACAAAGUCCUCGACCCCGAUACCGCCGAAGACCUAGCAGAUCUUCUCUACGAAAUGGGGCGAGAUCUCUUCAAAAAGAAGCAAUAUGAGUUGGCGGAUAAGUGGUUGGAGCGAGCUUCGAGCAUCAUCACGGCACAGGAGAUAGAUAAGCUGAGUACCGACGCGACGAAUCUCCAGAUCAGCAUCAUACAAGCCCGUGUUCAAGCCCUUCUUGCCAUUGAGAGAGAAGAUGCACUAGAUAUGGCAAAUAGCUUGAUUAACAACCUCGAGAGCGAGGUUGGGGACAGGCUGAUCGUUCUGCUGCUAAAACUUGAGGUGCUGUCAGCGCCUGUGAGCCGGACCUUCGACUGCAGUGCAUAUGGCGACGUGAUAUACAGGAUGAUACGAACGGUCAUGUUGACAGAAGGCAAUUUCAAGCUGAUCAUGCACCAUAUUCGGAAACUGAACGACAAGGGGCCGAGUCUUGCGUGCAGUAUGCUUGACUCGUUUCUGCAGAGUCGUCUUUUCGAAGCGGGGAAUGAGGAAUGGAUCGAGAAGGCUCUCGUCAAUAGGAUAUGGAUAUCUACAAAUUCGAGGGAUUGCCCCGAGGUGUUGAAAUCCGUGGGGGAGGUCUUAGAGGCCGUCGGCUCAAAUAUGAGCAAACCCUUGAGCGCAUCGGCCACUCAUGCCGCCCAGACACUGUUGUGGAAGCGUAUUGAGUCAAAUUACAGGGAACGAAAUUACGAAGCUGCUGAAGAUUGGUGUAGGUUGGCUAUGCAGAAAGUUUUCGAACAAGCUGGAGAUUUGAACAAAGCCAAGAUUGUCAGAAAGCUCUUACUUUGCGCUCUUGGUCGGGGUGAUAUGUCCGAUGCCCGCGGAAUUAUUGGUCAGAUUCCAGAGUCAUCCAAGGAUGAUCCGAUGACUCAGUUUUUGAUGUUCAAAAUCGCAAUUCGUAGUAAUGAACUUGAAUUAGCUUCGGCGUGCCUCGAAAAGGUCUACGAGGCAGCAACGGACGACUUUACGAUGCUGUAUGCAUGCGUUAUUGACGCGCAGCAAGUUGGCGACAGGACUCUUGCCCUAGCAGGCCUCCAAUUAGUUCUGGAAAAAUACGAGUACAAUGCACCGUCGUCUGUCAAAUUUUCCGCACUGCUCAGAUGCAUGAUACGACUUAUAUUGUCGCAGCUAGAGUCGGUGGAACCAGAGAAAGACACCAACGUGUAUUUAGUAGUCGAUCAGUUAUGCAGGCUAUUUGAUGGCGGCUCCACCCACGCUCAGAGAUCGAUCAAGCAAGAGGACAAGGACAGCGGAACCAAAUUGUGGACAAUACAAGAGCUAGAUUGGUUCUCAAAGAAUGCGUACAAUCUGUCCUUAAAGUACUGCUCCCAGUGGCACCCAGAACAGGUUCUACGAAUUAUCCAGAGCUGCAUUAAAUUCGCCAGCAUAUAUCCAAAAGAUAUCGACAAUGCAACCUCGAACGAUGUGACGCACCGUCAUAUUUUCUGCGACUUUCUUGCCGUGAUACUACUAGUCUCUCUCGCUCGAGCAGAAGACAACAUCGAAGCUCAACUACAGGAUUAUCUCGAGCUUAGAAAACACGUCGAUAGCUUUGAUGCUCGCCUUCAAUCUAUUACCGACGUUCUUGAAGAAGGCCCACAACAAGACCUUCUAAAGAAACUGGCAACCCUUCUCGUGUUCGACUUAGAAGCCGCUAUCCGCCUCAAAGCCUGGGACGACCUUUCAGAAAUAAUCCUAAAAGCCGAUUGCUGCAAAAGCAUGAAAAUUUAUGAGAAUAUGUCAGAUAUGCUCCUGUCGGAACCCAGUAUUCCUGUCGCAGUCCUCAUUCCAACACUCAAGCGCAUCGUCAAUGAAGCUUGGUCCCUCGAGUCGUUCGAUAUUGCCAAACUUUCGCGGUAUAUGCGUUGCCUCUUCCGUCUUGGGCUUUCCUCCGGCGAUGGGCCACUGGCUGAGAGCCUUCUCGAUCAGGUCUCAGAGUUGGCCAGCUCGGCAGAGAACAGCGAGACGCCGUAUCCAUUGGAGGAGCUGGAGUAUGUAUCCACGACGGCAUUCAAUCGUGCGGUGGACUACUAUUGUACCGGCGAAGAUGAUGCGUGCAGGAGGUGGGCGGAAAAGGCAAUUCUUGUUGCAGGGUUCUGUGCGGAUGGAGGAGGCUUGCGGAAUCUAUUGCAAGAGAAGCUAGUCGGGCUACAAUUUGGUAGGGAGGGGGCGUGA